Molecule: messenger RNA, 630 nt
Organism: Arachis ipaensis
Lineage: Eukaryota; Viridiplantae; Streptophyta; Magnoliopsida; Fabales; Fabaceae
Product: protein FAR-RED ELONGATED HYPOCOTYL 3-like
Biological process (GO): regulation of DNA-templated transcription
Source: RefSeq, a predicted model, not a curated record
AUGAGCAACUUGCAACAAUUUGUAACACAAUAUGACAACUGUCUUGCAAAUAAAGCUCAACAAGAAUAUGAAUUGGAUGCUGCCAGCUUCAAUACCAUUAUCCCUUGUGCUACUGCUUCUACUAUUGAAAAACAGUUUCAAAAAGAAUAUACUCAUGCGAAGUUUAAUGAGCUUCAAAAGGAGUUUAGAGCAAAGGCUAAUUGCUUUUCAACAAAAGAGCAUGAAGAGGGAUAUGUUGUUACUUACAAGGUUAUAAAAGAGAUUGAGAAUGGUGAUAAGAUGUUUGAUGUUACUUACAAGUCCUUGGUCUUUAAGAAAUUGCCAAAUAAAUGCAUUCUUGAUCGGUGGAAGAAAACUUUAAAGCGCAAGCAUAGUAGCAUCAAGUGUAGCCAUGAUUCAAGUCAUUUAGAGCCCAUAAAAAAACGUUAUGAUGAGAUGUGCAAGCAAUUUUACAAUAUUGCUGAAGUAGUCGUUGCAUCCGAGGAGCUCACCGAGACCGUACAUCGUAUACUAGACUCGGUUUGGGUUAUGUUGGUGAAACCAAAGGCCUCUUCAAUGGAUAAUGUAAAUAAUCAAAAUUCAAAUGAGGUAGAUAAAAAUGCAAAUGAUUUAGAUAAUCAGUUUUUUUGA